UAUGUCCCUGGAACUGGCCCCCAGCUACAGCGCCCCCGCCUUGUCCCCACGCGAGACUCGAGAGCGUACAUCAUGGACCGCGUACUGCUGCCCUCGGCAGGGCCAGCCAGGGACCGAAAACCGCUACUGAAACGCAUGAAGUACAUGGUAGGCUGGCAUCAUUCUUCUUCGGCGUCCUUGCUAGUCCCAGCAAUGGAAGUGCUCCACUAUGUAUCUCUACAAGCCCUUGAGGAGUGGGAGUACGAGAUAGAGCUAGAGCUAGAUGAGGAGCGGGUAAAGCGAGAGGAGAAGAAUAUGAAGACGAAGCAGCCUAAGGCCCGUGGAAGAGCGCUCAUCAAGCAUUAA
Ilyonectria robusta is the source of this 345-nucleotide messenger RNA. RefSeq lists its product as uncharacterized. The record is from RefSeq and is a predicted model, not a curated record. Lineage: Eukaryota; Fungi; Ascomycota; Sordariomycetes; Hypocreales; Nectriaceae. The transcript has a single exon. The annotation marks the transcript as partial.